This is a messenger RNA of Arachis duranensis, 965 nucleotides long. RefSeq lists its product as uncharacterized. Gene Ontology annotation, cellular component: cytoplasmic microtubule. Gene Ontology annotation, biological process: microtubule cytoskeleton organization. Gene Ontology annotation, molecular function: microtubule binding. The record is from RefSeq and is a predicted model, not a curated record. The transcript is spliced from 5 exons. NCBI's taxonomy places the organism in Eukaryota, Viridiplantae, Streptophyta, Magnoliopsida, Fabales, Fabaceae. The annotation marks the transcript as partial.
UCUGCAUCAUUAUCCGAGAAUGACCAAAACCAGGUUCCCUUGCCCUCUUCUGGGGAUGCCACCAUUGAUUAUAUCUCAUCUGAAAACCUUGUGCCCAUUUCGGACCCUGAAGACAAGAUUAAGAGCUUGGUUGAAGAAUUAGAGUCUAAGAAUUGGACUAACGUGUGUGAAUCACUUAAUGAUGUUAGGCGAUUUGCGUUGUUCCAUUCGUCUCUUCUAUUUCCUCUAUUGGGAAAAGUUGUGUUGGUGGUGGCCAAGACCACGAAAAAUCCUCGUAGUGCUGUGUGUAAAACUUGUAUUAUGGCUGCUUCCGAUGUCUUCAACGCCUUUGGCGACAAGUUGCUUGACCCUUCUACCUCUGAGGCAUUUGAUGGCAUGCUACUGCAGCUGCUGCUGAAAGCAUCGCAGGAUAAACGGUUUGUGUGUGAAGAAGCAGACAAGGCACUGGGCUCAAUGGUGGACUCCAUGACCCCUCUUCCUCUCUUUCAGAAACUUGGAGCAUAUGUUAGCCAUGCAAACCUCCGAGUCAGGGCCAAGGCUGCCAUAUCACUCUCCAAAUGCGUCUCCAAGAUGGAGGGGCUUGGAGAAAUGGAUGAAUCUUGGUUGGCAGAACUGAUUAAAGUGGCAGCUGAUUUACUGAACGAUAGAUUGCCUGAGGCGAGAGAUGCGGCUCGGAGUAUCGCCACUUCAAUGUAUGAGGCACUCACAAAGGACAAGGAACAGAAGCUGGAGGUGUGGCAGAGCUUCUGCCAAUCCAAGUUGACACCAAUUCACGCUAUUUCAAUGUUUAAGAUAGUUGGUACUUGAAGCAAUAUUGGGUAUUGGGUGUAUUAAUACGUAGUUUUAUAGUCAUAUAGCAGAUAUCCGAAAUUUAGUUCUGUAUGCGAAGUUCCUAAGGCUCAUGAUGCUGCAUGAGUAGGAGGAGUUUUGUUGAAUGUUGAAAUAAAAAUUUGUUUUUCUUUUUA